Messenger RNA from Helianthus annuus (common sunflower), 809 nucleotides. Its product is annotated as ORM1-like protein 2. The coding region runs from base 161 to 628 and encodes 155 amino acids. NCBI's taxonomy places the organism in Eukaryota, Viridiplantae, Streptophyta, Magnoliopsida, Asterales, Asteraceae. The transcript has 3 exons. Gene Ontology annotation, cellular component: endoplasmic reticulum membrane. Gene Ontology annotation, biological process: intracellular sphingolipid homeostasis; ceramide metabolic process; negative regulation of ceramide biosynthetic process. The record is from RefSeq and is a predicted model, not a curated record.
CUACCACAUUUUUACGAAACAUUUUUUGGGCGACAACAUUUCGCAAAAUUCCAUCCCAUUUUCAAACAUAAUCGUUGAAUCAAUUUGGUAAAAAUCAACCGAUCUUUAUCCCAGUUCAUUCAUCAAUCAACAAUCUCGGUGAAGCUAAUAAUCAGAAAAGAUGAUGUACGUGAAGGCAACACCGACAACGGAUCUGAAUCGAAACACCGAUUGGUUCACGUACCCAGGAGUAUGGACGACAUACAUCUUCAUCAUAUUCUUUUCAUGGCUUCUUAUUCUAUCUAUUUCUGGUUGCACCCCUGGCAUGGCCUGGACCAUCGUUCAUUUCUCACAUUUUCUGGUGACUUAUCACUUUUUCCAUUGGAUGAAAGGGACUCCAUUUGCUGAAGAUCAAGGGAUAUAUAACAGGCUGACAUGGUGGGAGCAGAUCGACAAUGGCAAGCAGCUCACCAGAAACCGAAAGUUUCUAACCGUUGUACCUGUAGUGCUGUACUUGAUAGCCUCGCACACUACUGAUUAUCAACAUCCAAUGAUAUUCAUCAAUACAGUUGCUGUAAUCGUGCUUGUUAUCGCAAAGUUUCCAAAUAUGCAUAAAGUUAGAAUUUUUGGAAUUAACGGCGAUAUGUGAGAGUUGAUUACAGUUGGUAUGUUUGGAUCUUACCCGGGUGGUAUCAAUGUAUAUAUAGUAAGUCAAUUUUGGGAUGGGGAGGUUAUCUUAUUGUCUAACCAAUUUUUGUUUGUGUAACAUGGUGAUUGACAAGUGACUGCUGCAUAUUACAAAUAAAGCUUACAUUUUUAAAUCAGCCUUA